Molecule: messenger RNA, 3377 nt
Organism: Nothobranchius furzeri (turquoise killifish)
Lineage: Eukaryota; Metazoa; Chordata; Actinopteri; Cyprinodontiformes; Nothobranchiidae
Source: RefSeq, a predicted model, not a curated record
AACAACAGCGUGGUGGCCAAGCAGCUGAAACCGGCCACCAAGACCUUCAUAAGGGAUAGCAUCAAGAAGCAGCAGAUCGACUCCGACAUGUUUGACCAGGCGCAGACGGAAGUGCAAUCUCACAUGGAGGAGAACGCGUACCAGAUGUUCCUGACCUCUGACAUAUACCUCGAAUAUGUGCGUACCGGCUGCGAGAACGCCGCCUACAUGAACCACAGCGGUCUUAGCCUCAAGCUGAUGUGCGGAUAUCUUCCUCCCCUCAUGGAGGAAGAGGAGUGGAGUUGUACCGACCUGAAGGCGAAAGCGUUGGGGUCUGUGGUCGGGCUGUCUGCGAAAAACCUGAGGGCUACAACCACCAUCCGGACAGCAGCUGAGGUGCUAGAGAGGAGCUGCAGGUCUCACCACCGAGGAAACCCUGCCAGCCCGUACUUCGUCAACUCUGGCUACGUUUUUGCCCCCGCCACUAGUGCCAACGACAGCGAGAUCUCCAGCGAUGCAACGACCGACGAUUCCAUGUCGAUGACCGACAGCAGCGUAGAUGGAAUUCCUCCAUACAAGCUGGGCACCAAGAAGCAGCUCCAACGAGAGAUGCAUCGUAGUGUUAAGAUCAACGGGCAGGUGACACUACCCCACUUUCCUAGGACACACCGUCUACCCAAGGAGAUGACCCCAGUUGAGCCCUCCGCUUUUGCUGCCCAGCUCAUCGCCAAGCUGGAAAAGCUGAAGCGAGAGCAGGACACGAUGAGCUCGCUGGAGGAGAGGCUGCAGCAGAUCCAGGAGGAGGAUGAGAGGGAGGAGAGCACCAACAUCAGCAGCGUCUCGCUGCAUCACCCUCUGCUUCCGCCGCCUAGCCAGUGUGAGGAGGACCCCCAGGCCAUCUUAGACGAGCACCUUUCCCGCGUGCUGAAGACGCCCGGCUGCCAGUCGCCGGGCGUGAUUCGGUACUCCCCACGCUCACGCUCCCCAGAACGGACCGGUGCAUUUGUGCCCUCCGGGCCCUUCUUUGGGUCUUACCACGGAGCCUCCAAGGUUCUGAUGGCGGGCAGGCAGUCCACGAAGCACAUCCACCACCACUACAUCCACCAUCACCACGCUGGGCCAAAAACCAAGGAGCAGAUCGAAACCGAGGCGGCUCAGCGUGUGCAGUGCCUCUGCCCUCAAGGGGGCGCCAACUACUCCAACUUCACACCUGCCCACUGCAGCACUUUGUCCAGACGGCCACUCAAGGCCUGCGACGAGGACUCGUCUCCGCCAUGCCUUCCCCAAGUCUCCACCGACCGCUCCCAAAAUGUUUGGCAGUGGAUCCUAGAGAGUGAGAGGCAGGGCAAGCACAAGCCACAUAGCACUCAAGGCCUAAAGAAGUCCAACUCACUUGACUCCAAGAUUCUCCCCACGCGAACCAACUCCUCCUGGGGAGGAGGCGGUCCCUGUAACGGAAGUCACCUCCGUGGCCACCACCCGGGUCACCCUUUUAUCCAGGAUCCGGCCAUGCCACCAUUACCUCCACCCAACACCCUGGCACAGCUGGAGGAGGCCUGUCGCAGACUGGAGGAGGUUUCGAAGCCACCAAAGCAAAGGCACUCAGCAGCCGGCAGCCUUCAGAGGGACCGGAGCCUUCCAGGUGCCGGAGGGAGUGGAGGCAGCUCUCUGGCCAACCCCGAUGAGUCGAAGGAGCUGGUGGUCACAUACUUCUUCUGUGGUGAGGAGAUCCCAUAUCGCAGCAUGAUGAAGACCCACUGCCUCACCUUGGGUCACUUCAAGGAACAGCUCAGCAAGAAAGGCAACUAUCGGUACUACUUCAAGAAGGCGAGCGAUGAGUUUGAGUGUGGCGCGGUGUUCGAGGAGGUGUGGGAGGAUGCCGCCGUGCUGCCCAUGUACGAGGGCAAAGUCCUGGGCAAGGUGGAGAGGAUGGACUGAAGAGCACAAACCUUCCCCACCAAACCAAAAGCUACAAAACUUUUCCAGAAAAACUUGAGCAACAGACUCUCGGUGUAAAAACACUCGUUUUUUCAAUUUUUAUCAAUGUCUUAUUACUAAGCUAAACAGAGUUAAUAUAUCCAGCACAAGAGGAGUGAUUGAAGGAAGACGAGCCAAUGAAGUAUGCCGAAGUCGGGGGAGGUGCCGCCCCCCUCCCUCCCUGACUCUGUCAACCAAUCAGCCUUAGAAACACAAGGGAACGAACCUCUGCAGAAUCAGAGGCCAGGGCGGGGAGAAGAAACCACUGAAGAAGUAGAUGACCCCUCAACAUCACGCUCCGACGUCGUCACGGAAACGUCCAUACGUGUGCAUAUACAUACAUGCAUAUAUGUAUAUAUACAUGUAUUAUAUUAUAUAGAUGCUUUUUGUUGAGUUUUUAUUUAGUAUUUAUUGAAAAGUUUCCCUCCACCCCAGUGUCCCGCCCCCCUUUUCCUGUUCCCAGCCAAUGGGCAAGCUGCUUUCAAUGUUGGGAGAAUACUGUGGUGAGUGUUUCAUGUUUGUUUUGUUUUAUUACUUUUAUGUUACAGAAAAGAAAAAAAAAAAUAGAAAAAAGAAAAGUCGUGGCCCCAGCGGGACUUCUCCCAUAGCCUUGCUGCCACGUGUGACCCAAACUUAGAUUCUGGUGUGGGUUAUGCCCAAAGCUCUCCGUUAUCCUGGUGGUCAGUCCCAGUUCUAUAUGCUGCUGAUAUUUUAUUCUCCCAGUGACCCUCACCCACUACACCUAGCAACAGAGCUCAAACUUUUUAUGUUGUGCCUUUGUUUGUAAACCAGGCGUUUGCACCAGGAUUGUGCCGGUGUGGUGGUUGGGGCGGAGGUGUUCAGAUUCACACAGAAAGUAGUCGUAAUGAUGGCAGUGUUUACAGCCCACACACCGACAUAACCAACAGAUCAGUGAAGUGACUUCUUGAUGAAGUCAUUUAGCGUGUGUGGAAGAAAAAAGCAAAAAGAAUUCUGGCUCCAGCAUCGUCUGAAUGUUGUAAAAGCGUCUGCAGCAGAACUCCUGCGUUAUUGUAAUUAUGCAUUCUGAAGUAAGAACACACACACACACACACACACACACACACAUGAUUGCUGGUGUUUUCUGAGAACAGCACCUGUGCCUGCAUGGAUGCCAUACCAUGUGCUGCCCUGUUUCAGGGUUUAUUAAAUAUCCCUCGGUUUUCAGAAGGGUUUUAUGUUGAAAAGAUAUUUUUAUGCUUUUAAUAAUGUCCUGUAAUCACGUUGUUGUUGUUUUAUUUGUUGUUUUUUUUACACCAUGACCUUUUUUGUUUCUUCUAUCUAAACUGUAAAUUAUACAUAAUUAUAUACAGAGUUUCAUUUAAAGAUUUACAUGGAUCUAUAAUUAUUGUAAUUAUUGAAAGAUGUAGCCUUUAUUAAAGUUUUAUAUUUUUCAAAUGAAA